Cercopithifilaria johnstoni is the source of this 405-nucleotide messenger RNA. The record is from the annotation of a GenBank genome assembly. Lineage: Eukaryota; Metazoa; Nematoda; Chromadorea; Rhabditida; Onchocercidae.
AUGGCUGCAGCUACAGUGAAACAAAAUAUUCAUGUGAAUGCCGAGGACCAGAAACUGAUCAAUCGGUUCGCGAGACUUCAUCAAAGAUCGCUAGAUGUUAAGGAGAGGCUUCAAGAAAUGAAUAAGGAUCUUCAAAAUUUGAAUGACGCCGCUGAUGAAAUACUGCUUUUGGAUGAUGCAGAUACCCAAUCGAUACCGUACAAGAUUGGAUCAGUGUUUGUGCAUAUGGAUCAAGAAAGAUUAAACGAGAAGUUGGAGAAUGUGAAAGGAGAAUUGGGAAAUCAAGUGGCUGAUCUCGCACAAAAGCAUAAAAAAAUUUGCGAUGAAAUGGAUUCUUUGAAAUCGAUACUUUAUGGGAAAUUUGGCGAAAGUAUCAACUUGGAGACUGAUGCGGAUAGUCAAUAG